AUGCGGGCUAGCCAUCGCUCUGGCCUGUUGCCUUUGCAGCAGAGAGAGAGAGCACACAAAAUCCGGAGUGCGGUCAGAGACAGAAAAGGUUUUUUCCUCAUAUCUUUAACAGUUUCGUGUAGAAAAAUUAUUUUUUUUCAAUUUAAAAAUCUAGGUGGUUUCUGCAAAGCGCGAUUUAUAAAUUUUUAGUUCUCGUGCGUACCAUUCUUGCUGGUAUGAAACUAUUCAUGCCAAAAGUCGCAAAAAGGCGCCACAUUGCUGCCAAAUUUUGCCCUAAAAAUAUCGGCGUUUCAGCAAAGCUCUGGCUGCAGAAUUUUCGUUUUUGCGCUCUAACUUGUGCAAUGCCAACGGAUACGAAAAGCCAUCUAUUUUUGUUUAACCAUCCGCUCAAUGAUUCGAAUGUCUCCUGAACUCAUAUUAAGACAAAUAGUUACCGAUCUGCCUUGUGAUAUCACCCAUUUUGAAGGUUUAUGUCAGCGUGGGUGCACAAAUUCUUUGCAUAAAAUUGAACAAUUAGGAUGACAUGACUAUGUUUUGUGUAAAAACAUGUUGACCUAGCUGCGGCGGGCCGUUAGUACAUGAAAUCAAAGGGGAUAUAUAUAUUUUGCUUCCUGUACGGGACUACAACUCGUUGUGGAUUUGAAGAACAUUCGUUGAGUGUUUUGUUGCGAUAUUUUGUCACCGGUUGAUUUUGUUAUAAUUAACUUUUGAGGGCUUGCUUUAACAGUGAAAACUCCUUUUUCACUGUGGAAUUUAAGCGCAAUGUUUUCAACUCCGUCGCCGCGAUUUUUUGCAGACAUCCCGUGGUUGUCGCCAACGCACGGUAGAUUUUUUCUUUUCGCAAAAGAUUUUAUGUGAGGCCAAAAGAACACAAGUUUUAUGUGGUUUCAGGUCCACUGUGAUGAACUGUAACGCGGCUGUAACAAAAGACUAAUUCGUAAUUGUUGCGUUGAGUAUUUACGACCCUCUAUUGCCUUCUUAGUGACCUUUUUGUGGUAUGGAGGCGUAAUUUUUUAAUCAAAUGAUAUUUUCGUUUGCGCGGUGCCUUAUUUGAAUCGAUCCAACUCAACUUCCUUAAAGCUUUGUACACGAGGGUCCUUGAAUUUUACUUUGUCCAUGCUGUGGUCCUAUUUCUCCCUGGCAUGAAUUAUUCCUACCAAAAUGAAGUGUUUUUAGCACUACACCAUGUUGGAUGACAAGUCCGAGAAAUCGGAGUUGCAAAGCGGCGUCAAAGAAUGUGCUCGAAAUCACAGCAAACUUUUGGCCCUAUCUUUUUUCGGUAGGUUGCAGUUCAGCCGUAUUAUCAUUUGUUGGCUAUCGGUCUGUCUUGAAAAUAAUGAGCACAAAGUCCCUGCGCCAUUCGCGUCUCUGAAGUGAAAAGCAAUUUGAUUUUGCUGCGGCACAAUUCAUUUUCUCAGCGGCGAUGCCAUUUUCGAUGCUACAGAGUACUCAUUAUUUUCCCGACAGAAAACGACACAUGUAAUAGUCAAUUGCUGGGCAAUUUUGCUUACUUUUGAAAUACCAUUAUUUCAGCUUUCCUAGUCUUUGCAAGCUCAGUAAUCUACAUAACCAGCAGCCCUCAAUUUGCCAUAUAUUCAACCUCCUACUUAACCGUCCCCGACAACAAUCCAGUGCCGACCUUAGAGGACUUGAUACAAGACUACGUGGACUCUAUCAAAAUGGAACCUAUCAAUUUGAAGAUUGGAAGUACCCAAUUCAAUUACAAUAUGACCGUUCCGAGGAACAAAAGUGAAUGCGAUGGAGUGGAGAUGGUGGUAUAUUCAAUGACUAUGAACGACAAGGAUUCGUUUCACCGUCGGCAGACAAUACGACAGAUUAUCAGCAAAACGGUGAGUUUAAAAUACGGCGAAUUCGCUUCUUAGGACCUCUGAAAUCGUUUGUUAUAUCAGUCAGUCGGGAAAAUAAUAUGGAUUUUUCGCGGCAAAAUGUUUCGCUUUUUCAGACCAACCGCUCGGUUCUUUUCCGCUUCUUCAUUGGCGACAACAAAAAAGACGAGUUCAUGUCGCUAGCGGCGGAGAUGAUGAAAUACAACGACAUCGUCUACUACGACCACAUCGAGACGUAUCGCGAAAAUUACGUGAAAUGGUACAGCAUGCACGAAUACCACAUGAAAUACUGCCCGAAUGUCAAACACUUUGUGAAAAUGGACGAUGACGUCACGGCGGAUUUUGGACGAGUAUUCGAAUGGCUGGAUGUUGGGUUCGAUGGGUUCACGUCGAAUGGCAGCGAAUACUUUUUGUGUCACGGAAUGUACGGGUAUUAUCCGUUGAGGAACAAGGGGAGUGACUGGUAAGGACUUUUUAGGGCGAAGGAAGUUACAGUAGCCAACGUACAUCUAGUCUGUCGGAAAGAUAAUGAGAACACGUCGCUGUGCCGAUCAAGGAAGAGAAAGCGGUCUGACUUCGCCGCAACACGGUUCAUUUUCUUGGCGGCAAUGCAAUUUCCGCUGCGACAGAGUGCUCAUUCUUUUCCCGAAAGACUGAUUACAAACAAUUUGAAAGUCAUCAGACUAAGGAGUUUCUAUGAAAAACAACUUUUUUCUUCCUUGCAAUUCGUUGUACAGAGAUCUCGGUUUAUCUUUUCUCACUAAAAAUCCCGUUCUAGGUAUGUUCCGGAAUCCGAAUUCCCGGAGCCAAACUGGCCCACCUAUUGCUACGGCUACUUCAUAAUCACCACCAACGACACAGUUAAGCUUAUUUCGGAGACGAUGAAAGACAUGAACUUGGUCCACAUGGACGACGCGUUCAUUACAGGAAUUGUGCGCCGAAAUACGACGAUCCCUCUGCUCAAUUGGCCAGGAAUUUGCUCGGAGCCGGACGAAAUUGAUUACGAAAAGUGCUCGUUAAAUGGGAAGAUACCGACAGUGAUUGCGCUUCACAAUACAAAGGAUCGAAAGGCGACAAAGGAUUGGAUCGAAACGAUCAGGAAAAUCAAUUGCAAUAACACUGAUUUUUUGCAGUUGUAG
Messenger RNA from Bursaphelenchus xylophilus (pine wood nematode), 2986 nucleotides. NCBI's taxonomy places the organism in Eukaryota, Metazoa, Nematoda, Chromadorea, Rhabditida, Aphelenchoididae. The record is from the annotation of a GenBank genome assembly.